Funneliformis geosporum is the source of this 802-nucleotide messenger RNA. Lineage: Eukaryota; Fungi; Glomeromycota; Glomeromycetes; Glomerales; Glomeraceae. The record is from the annotation of a GenBank genome assembly.
AUGUUACCUGCAAGUCAAUCAUCAUUUUCGUCUAAAGUCAUGGAUGAAUUUCGUAUAACUGAAGAAAUUUAUUCUCAAAUUAAAGAUUUUCAACACCAUUAUUUAACUAAAGAACAACAAUUAUUAAUUGAUAAAUGUUAUGGAGUAACCCAGAAUCCUAGUACAAAAGAUUAUGUAAUGAUAAUGGAUUAUGCUAGAAAGGGUAGCCUUCGAAACUUUUUAAAUGAGAAUUAUUAUGAUAUGAAAUGGGAACAUAAGAUACUUUAUCUGAAUCGAAUAAUUGAUGGCUUGGUUGAGAUUCAUGAACAAGGAAUAGUUCAUCAGGAUUUUCAUUCAGGAAAUAUAUUAGUCAAAGAUGAACAUAAUUUUUGUAUUGGUGAUUUAGGAUUAUGUAAAAAACUUGAAGAACAAUCAACUAAAAAAGAUAAAAUAAAUGUAUUUGGGGUGUUACCUUAUAUCGCCCCCGAAGUAUUAAAUGGACAAAAAUAUACUAGAGCAUCUGAUAUUUAUUCUUAUGUACCUCAAUUGAUCUUGGAUGUAAUUGAACAAUGUUGGAAUGGAGAUCCUUUGAAACGUCCAAGUACGAGUGAAGUAGAAAAAAUAUUUCAAUCUUUUUAUGUUAAUUAUGAACCUAAUUCAGAAAUUUAUAAGCAAUAUUCUUUGCGAAUUGACUUUAUAAAAUCCAAAGCAUCUGAAAAUGCUAAUAAUAGUUUUGAAACAGGAAUUUCAGAAUCUAUGCAGUUCGAUAUUAUCAAAUCCGAGGAAUUAGAUAAUCUUGAUAUUUAUGAAGCAGGAAUUUCAG